UGAGUCAACUCGAGCCCUGUUUUUCCUUGAGCUAGAAAUGCUUUCGGUUCACCACGAGCGUCAAACUUUCAUUUUCUCUUGACAUUGGAAGAGUUGAGUACGCGUUGUUCAGCUAGUUAUUCGGGUUCAACUAGUUAUUUUCGCUCGAUGAGAUAUAAAAGGGUUCUGAGGGGGUUGUUCUGUCGUCUGUUAGAAUUUUUUCGUACUUUGACUUCUUUGGGUUGGCGUGUUCUCAGUAAACUUCGUUUGAGAUAUACAAGUCAGAUCAACAUGUCAGAUGAUGAGUGCGAGUUCGACUCUACAUGGGAGGAUGGAGACGACGAAAAGAAAACACCCAGAAAGAAGGUGUUUUGCAGCCACGGAAGGAAUCGCAGGAACAUGUUUGCUGCAAAUGACAUGCGAGCCUUUCGACAUAGUUGCCGGGGCUUGGAUAAUAGUGGUGAUGAUGAUGGUGCUGAUGAACAAGGCAAAGGCCACUUCUAUAACCUAGAAUUUUACCGUGGUAAAUUAAGAUCUUCACCCGAUGAACUUUACAUCGAUGAUUUUCACCAGAAGUGGUGGGGUGAAUAUGACUUGCUGGAGGAUGUUCACUCCUACAUUCAAUGGUUGUUUCCAAUACAAGAGCCGGGGAUGAAUUGGAGAGCACAUGUGCUCUCAAAAAAUGAAAUAAAGCUUUUCCGUAUAGAUAAAGAAGCAAAGAGAAAAUUGGUGCAAUCAUAUAUGCUCAUGUUGGAUUUCUACGGUAUAUAUUUGGUCAAUGAAUCAACAGGAGAGGUGGCUCGUGCUUCUAACUGGAAGGACCGCUUUAGAAACCUGAACAGGCAUACACAUAACAACUUGCGCAUCACACGCAUCGUGAAGUGUUUGGGGACUCUAGGAUUGAAGCACUACCAGGCCCCGCUGGUCAGGUUUUUCCUCAAUGAAACUCUUGUCAUGGGAGAGCUUCAGAAUGUGAAGCAAAGUGCACUAGAUUACUUUAUGUUUGCUGUAUUGGACAAGUCAGAGAGAAGGGAGCUGGUUAAAUUUGCCUUUAAGAACUUCAAGCCCCGAGAGCACUUUGUCUGGGGCCCAAGGAAGAUUCUGUCAGGUCAGGUGACGCACUGCAAAAACGAAAGCGUGGACCAGCCAACAGAGAAUAAUAGUAGUAGUGCAGAAAAUCAGCAGAAAAGGGUGAAUCUUCAUGAAAGCAAACAUAAAAUGAACAAAAUAGGCGCCAAUCAUCCUCCUGAAGAGAUGCAAAGUAAAAAAGAUCACCAAAAUAAAGAUGAGCCAGUUAUUUCAAACACGUUGACAGAAACAAAUAGUGAAAAUGAAAAUGAGGGUGUAGUAAAAAAAAAAAAAAAUCAAGAUUUGAGUGUUGGAGAUGGUGAUGAUAAUGAAAACAUAGCACCAGCAAACAAGUCUCAUGGUCAUGGUGCUGUUAUUAGCUCUCACCAAACUGAAGAGAAGAGAAAAAAAGAUUCCCAAAAUAAGGAUGAGCCAGUUAUUCCAAACAAACUGACAGAAACAAAUCAGUGGGCAAAUAAGAGCAGACAUUGCAGCUCAGAAAAUGGGGAUGCAGUAAAGCAAAAUGAUGAAAUAAGUGUUGGUGGUGGUGGUGAUGGUGAUGGUGUCGGUGGUAGUGAUGAUAACGAAAACAUAGUACCAACUAAUCAUGAUCAUGAUUCUCACCAAACUGAAGGGGGGUCUUCAUGUCAUGUGCAUGACGUAGAAAUUAAGGAUGAAACUGGGGAUAAAGAAUCAGAAGAUAACCAGAAAAGGUUGAAUGAGAGCAAACAUGAAAUUGAAAAAACAGAGGCCAGUCAUUCUCCUGAAGAGAUGAAAAGUAAAAAAGAUCACCAAAAUAAGAAUGAGCCAGUUAUUCCAAAUAAAUUGACAGAAGGAAAUAGUGUCAGUGUUAGUGAUGAUAAUGAAAACUCAGCACCAGCAAACAAGUCUCAUGGUCAUGAUGCUGCUAGUGGUUCUCACCAAACUGAAGAGCAGAGAAAAGAAGAUUCCCAAAAUAAGGAUGAGCCAGUUAUUCCAAACAAAUUGACAGAAACAGAUAGUGAUCAGUGUGCAAAUAAGAGCAGACAAUGCAGUUCAGAAAAUGGGGAUACAGUAAAGCAAAAUGAUGAAAUAAGUGGUGGUGAUGGUGUCAGUGUUUGUGAUGAUAACGAAAACAUAGUACCAACUAAUCAUGAUCAUGAUUCUCACCAAACUGAAGGGGGGUCUUCAUGUCAGGUGCAUGAUGUAGAAAUGAAGGAUGAAACUGGGGAUAAAGAAUCAGAAGAUAACCAGAAAAGGUUGAAUGAGAGCAAACAAGAAAUUGAAAAAUCAGAGACUAGUCAUUCUCCUGAAGACAUGAAAAGUAAAAAAGAUCACCAAAAUAAGAAUGAGCCAGUUAUUUCAAACAAAUUGACAGAAGGAAAUAGUGUCAGUGUUAGUGAUGAUAAUGAAAACGCAGCACCAGCAAACAAGUCCCAUGGUCAUGAUGCUGCUAGUGGUUCUCACCAAACUUCAUGUCAGGUUCAAGACGUAGAAAUGAAGGAUGAAACUGUAAAUAAACAUGAAAAAUCUGAAAAUGAGCAGUAAAAGGGGGAACCAGUUAGUCCAAACAAAUUGACAGCAAAAAAUAUGGCUUAUUAGGGAGCAAAUGAGAGCAGUUAGCGCAGCUCAAAAAACGAAAGUGUAGUAAAGCAACAUCAAGAGAUGAGUGAUUGUGAUGAUAUCAAUAACACCAGCAAACAUAUCUCAUGGGGUCCUCGCCAAACUAAAGAGUCUUCAUGUGAGAUGUCUGACAUGUCUCAUGGUGAUGAUAAGGGUUGUCUUUAUCUUUGUUCUGACAUCUUGCAUAAAAAUGAGGGAGAUCAAUGAAAUGUAACAAGCACUGCAACAAUAUGAGUUUACAUAUUUGUUUUUCUAAAUUAAAUUACAGAAAAUAUAUUGGAAUGUUCUGUAUGAUUUAAGUUAAAGUGCUAUUGUUAAUGUUUUUUUUUAUUAUUGUUUAGCAGAUUGUCAGAAGAAAGAAAAAAUAGCAUCAUAAAAGUAUAUUUGUCUGACUUGUAUGAAAUGUAAUAUUAUAUUGAUGUUUUUUUCUUAUUUUGGUUUUUAAUUUAUUGUACUGAUGAACUGUUCAUUGUUAACUGCUGUAAUCUUUUCACUGUCAGCACAUCUUUGACUAAAGCCUAACUGCUGUACAGGAAAUGGAGUAAUGAAAUUGUGAUGAAGCAAAGUUGCACUAUGAAAAGUAGCACCAGUAAAUGAUAGAUUUGUGAGUUCUAUGAUUUUGUCUACUCUGAUGAAUUGUUUUUUGAGAACACUGGAAAUUGGAAAUAUUGAAAAUUUCCUCAUGCCUCAAGUUGAAGUGUGAGCUUUGAAAAGUUAAAUAAUUUAUCGCAUAAUUUAGCUGAUUGAUAACUUGUGAUUAGAAACUACUAUUAAAUUAAUUUUGUAUGUUUUGCGUUAAUGCAAUACAGUAGUGGGUGAUUAUGUUGAAGUAUGUAAAAACUAUGCUGUUUUGGUUUAUUGAGGUUUAUACUGUCUUCCCACUGACAAAAUGCUUCCUUUACAAAUAAAAUGCUAAAAUAAAGUCCA
Messenger RNA from Onychostoma macrolepis, 3576 nucleotides. RefSeq names its product opioid growth factor receptor 2 (gene ogfr2). Gene Ontology annotation, molecular function: opioid growth factor receptor activity. The transcript has 8 exons. Lineage: Eukaryota; Metazoa; Chordata; Actinopteri; Cypriniformes; Cyprinidae. The record is from RefSeq and is a predicted model, not a curated record. The coding region runs from base 148 to 2574 and encodes 808 amino acids. Gene Ontology annotation, cellular component: membrane.